Molecule: messenger RNA, 793 nt
Organism: Trichobilharzia szidati
Lineage: Eukaryota; Metazoa; Platyhelminthes; Trematoda; Strigeidida; Schistosomatidae
Source: the annotation of a GenBank genome assembly
ACAACCGGCAAUUCCGACUUCUAGGUCAGUUAUGUGUGAAACAGCCUUGAGCUUGUCUAAGUUGUUUUAGCACAAGUUAAACUUUGAGUACCAAUGGUUUCACUGGAUGUUCCUCUUCCAACAUUUGAAGAGCUCACAGUUCCAGAGCUAAAACUCUCAGCUUGCCCAUUGUUGGCAGCAGGCAUACAUCUGGGGAAAUUCUGUGAUAAUGAAUGCAAGGAAUUUAUGCUGUGUCACUAUGAAACACAUGAUCCUAGAGCAUGUUUAGAACAGGGGAAAGCAGUGACUAGUUGUGCUCAAAAAUUCUUCAGACAAGUAAAAAAACAUUGUGAUGAGGAAUUUCGUAACUAUUACACUUGUCUACACAAACAUGGAGGACCUUCUUACAGUUUGAAAAAUUGCCGUUCAGCUCAGUAUCCGUUUGAUAACUGUAUCAAAACUCAUCUGAAUCAAGAACGUCCAGAAUUAAAUUACUUUAAUCGUGUUCGUCUGCAUAAAACUGACCGACCUAGAUAUGAACCGGGAUUAGCUCCAAUGCCGGAAAGAAUUCCAGAUCUUCCAGAUUUCUCUUUAUCUGAAGAGCCUGCACGUUUGAAAGACAGGCGAAAAGUCAACGAAAUGUUUAUUUAAAACUGGCGGUGGUGCAGUGAUUGGAAACUAACGAACAAACAAGCAAACAUGGUUUAAUCUUAUGAAAAUGAACACAGUCGGAUUAGUUUAGAAAGUGUUUGACAUAUUUUACAAAAUUUGUUGAUCUCUUUUGUCGCAAAUAUAAAUAUUAAGUGUAGUUAAU